Molecule: messenger RNA, 2409 nt
Organism: Helicoverpa armigera (cotton bollworm)
Lineage: Eukaryota; Metazoa; Arthropoda; Insecta; Lepidoptera; Noctuidae
Exons: 8
Coding region: 1-1449 (482 amino acids)
Source: RefSeq, a predicted model, not a curated record
AUGACAAUGAUGAAGAUGAAUUUACUUUUAGGUUCUAAGCGUUACACAGUAGCCGUGGUGCUCGUGACAAGACAGAUAGCACUCGGAGCUGCUACUGAAAUAGACGAGUUGCCUAAAGAUGACUUCAGGGCCCGAGCUCGCGUGGUCAUUGGCCGUAACUGCAGCGGGGAGUCGAUCGGUGUCCGGGACUACUCCUUCCACCCUGACUACCGGAGAGGCUCCUACAGCACCCUAGCCAUGAUACAAUUAGAAACUGAUUAUUUGAGAAUGCCAUUGCGUCCCAUCUGCCCACCCCCGACACACUUCGAGGAUCAGAAGUUUUAUGCAAUGAUAUUAUCUGAAAACUGCGCUCAAUCCACCGUGCGGAUUCAUAAAAUGAAAUAUGUAUCUCCCGAAGAAUGCAAGGUUUUUUACAGGAGAUCAGGGCUGGACUUAGAUACAAUGUGGCCGAUGCAUACGGCCUGCGCUAGAAGUGUUACGGGAGGACAUUGCGUGUGGCGGAGCGGAGCCAUCCUAGUGGUCAAGAUUGAUCGCCGCUGGAGACUGUUGGGUUUCGGUAUUUACGGACCGGGUUGCCAAGCACCGGCCAGGUUCUUGGAUUACAGUAUGUAUCACGACUGGGUGCGACGAAGCGUUGACUUGAUUGGCAGGCCGGCUGUUACUAAGAUCGCCCAAAACCACCUCAUAUUAAGAAGAACCACAUCUAACGUACAGCGUUUCGGCGACUGCGAUAGGGAAGAAAUGAAAUAUGAAAUUUUCACUGACAACAUCAACUUGAUAAAUACGGGAAAACUAGCAUACAAUCUAACCAUAGUGUCGGCCUUUGAAUACUCGUGCAUAAUCUUCAAAGCUACAAGCGGUGACGACCCGGCAGGUGCUGUACCUAUUGUGAACCUACGGAGGUGGUGCACCGGAUCAGCCGGACUCUGCAUGGGCGGCUUCCAAUACCUGGAUAUUGACUUCUUCGUAGAAAUAGAAUUCGUCACAAGUGUAGACUUGCGCGUUGGUAUAUACGGCAAACAACCCAAAACCAUAGACCCGGCUCAAGCGUAUAUGUUUCUUAAUGAAGCUGCACCUUAUCCCGAAAUUGAACCGUAUGUUGUAAUCAGACACAAGUAUCUGGGUAUGAUCAAUGAUACACGAUAUAGCCUGUACGGUAAGAAGGAAAUGAUCUUCCGACAUAAAAACUACCGUGGCCCGGUACUGACUACGACAACGAGACGGACGAGACGGACGAGACGGACAACGACGACGACGACACCCACGACAACUACGACAACACCGACAACUACGACAACUACGACAACUACGACAACUACGACAACUACUACGACAACGACGACGACGACGACAAGACCGACAACGAAGACAACGAGGACACCGAGGACACGAGGUCCAACGACAACACCGGAUUUUUGGAAUGAGCUUUUAAGAAUGAAAAUGAAAUGAAAAACCUUUAUUCGCAGAGGCAUGGUAAAUAUAAAGGGUAGUAAAACAAAAUGAUGCCCGUUUUCACCAACGAUUCCUUAACGUUUAGGGCAACGUUAAGCCCUUACGCCCUUAUUCUAAGUGACACUUAGACGCGACACUGAGCAGUUGUAAUGUACUAGAUAUUACGGAGGCCGCCACACAGAGCCGUCCCGCUCGGCGCGACGUGACGCGACGAUCUUGUACAUUGUGUCGCGUCGCCGUCCCGUCCCGCCGCGCCGCGGCCGCUGUGUGCAGAAUCCUUUAAAGUUUUAAGGGACAUUUAAACUUUGGUGAAAACCAAAUUCGUAUUAAGUGUUCCCUAAAUGCUCUUAGGGGAUUCCUAAAUUUAGGUAUUUGUUGGUGAAAAUGGGCAUGAGUCUCAAAGCAAAUCUCGCCUUCAGUAAUCAUGCCAAGAUUAAUUUCAUAAAUUAAUGUUUAAACUUAUACUCACUGGUACAAACCCAUUUUCUACUCGCUUGAGAGCUCGGUUUCAUCUGCGUCCCGGGAUAACUGCUUCCCGCAGCCGGAUGGUGACAAAAACCUUCUCCCGGGAGUAAGCUACUUCCUCUCUUAUUUACAUUUAAUCGGCCUAGCUGUUCACACGUGAUGGCGUGAAAAAGGGAUAUAAGGAUUCAUUUGUAUACCUAUACUUACAUUAUAAAGCUGAGUUUGUUUCUUUGUUUGUUUGAACACGCUAAUCUCAGGAACUACUGGUCCGAUUUGAUUUUUUUUUCAGUGUUACAUAGUUCAUUUAUCGAGAAUGGUAAUAGGCCAUAUAUCAUUACGCUAAGAUUAAUAUGAACGGAUCAGUAAUGAAUAUUGUUCCAAAAUCGGGGGAUUUUUUGCUCUAUUGAGAGCUUCUGCUGCGUGCGCUGAGCAAAUGGUAAACUUUCGCAAAAAUGAUGUAUGACUGGGUUGUUCCCCUUUAAAAGUCCUAAA